CUUUUUUCAGCUGUGAUAUGGAAAUAAAAACGUCUUUUAUGUUCGAGAAUUUUUAUAAUCUCAAAAUAACCAAAAUUCGACCGCCAUGGAGCCGACAAUAUGUCGUGUUUGCAUGGUAAAUCAAGAAAAUAUGGUCAAUAUCUUUAGUAAGCCACCGAACUCGCGUGUUUCUAUUGACACUAUCAUUUCCGAGUGGUGCGGCCAACCAGUGGUAAGAGACGAUAUCUACUCCAAGCUUAUUUGCCCAUCCUGUCUGCUGGAUGCGCAAAAUGAGUAUACAAAUGGGUAUCAUGAAGAAGAUCACAGCAGAGUAGUAAAAAGCGAGGACGAGGUAUCAACGAAUGUUCAAGUUGUGCAAGAAUCACUUGCAAGAAACGUAUUCGAGGAGGAUAUGUCUGAUAAUUUAGUUGAUGAGAACCAAGUUAUGGAAGAAUCACACCAAGCGAUGAACGAGCCACUUGGAAGAGACGUUUUCGAGGAGGAUAUGUCUGACAAUGUAGUUGAUGAGAACCAAGCCAUGGAAGAAUCCGACCAAGCUCAGGAAGAUUCUUAUGAGGACCAAUUCCCCAGCUUAGUGAUGAACGAGCCACUAACAGGAGACGUAUUCGAGACGGAGUAUCCCCCCUAUACAGAAUCCGACCUCUUUAGCGAAGUAAAGAUCGAAGACAAUUGGCAGCUGGAAUAUAAUUUUGAAACUAGCGAACGUGAUAUUUCUGAUAAUGGAGUUGAUGAGAACCACAAUGUUGACAAUGAUAACAAUGCCGGUGAUGAUGUUGAAGAACCUUUUACAUGUAUCCUUUAUCCAGAGAGUGAUCUUAGCGAGCUUGAAAUGUAUGAGUAUGAUGUUGAUGAGAACGACAAUAUUAAUGAUAACACCUGCAGGAGAUAUCCGUUUGGGUGUCCCCAUUGUGAAAAGACCUUUACCAAUAAAGCCGGUCUUGGGGGACACCUGAGAAUCCACAAUAGAAAUCGGACAUUAGAGUGCUCCCAUUGCAUGAGCACCUUUACACGGCCGGGCAAUCUUAAGCGUCACAUGUUAAUCCACUCUAGGGACCAGUCCUUCAAGUGUUCUGUCUGCUCCAAAAACUUUCGAUCCAAACAAUUUCUAAACAUUCAUAAACGUAUCCACAUGAAAGAUCGAUCAUUGCAGGGCUCCAAUCUUAAAGUCAAAAUACAAAAGCUCAAAGACGACCGGUCGUUCCAGUGCUCCCACUGCCCAUCGACAUUUAAAACUGAUGAUGAUCUUAAGAGACACUUGCAAAAGUGUAAGGGUAAAUGUCAACAGGCUUUUGAUACUAAAUACCAAAUUAAGACUCGUUCGCGAAGUAAAGGUGCUAGGCAAAAUCGAAUUUAA
Molecule: messenger RNA, 1354 nt
Organism: Drosophila eugracilis
Lineage: Eukaryota; Metazoa; Arthropoda; Insecta; Diptera; Drosophilidae
Product: zinc finger protein 1 homolog
Exons: 2
Coding region: 86-1354 (422 amino acids)
Cellular component (GO): nucleus
Molecular function (GO): zinc ion binding
Source: RefSeq, a predicted model, not a curated record